Messenger RNA from Scleropages formosus (Asian bonytongue), 2424 nucleotides. RefSeq names its product beta-1,3-galactosyltransferase 2. The transcript is spliced from 2 exons. Gene Ontology annotation, cellular component: Golgi membrane. The record is from RefSeq and is a predicted model, not a curated record. Gene Ontology annotation, biological process: protein O-linked glycosylation. Lineage: Eukaryota; Metazoa; Chordata; Actinopteri; Osteoglossiformes; Osteoglossidae. Gene Ontology annotation, molecular function: N-acetyl-beta-D-glucosaminide beta-(1,3)-galactosyltransferase activity. The coding region runs from base 941 to 2224 and encodes 427 amino acids.
GCGUCGUGUUCUGUCACUGUAACGGUGCCUGUCAGACUCCCCACUCGAACAGCUGCUGCCUUGGAGCAGGGGGCCAGACGACCCUUCCACUUGGCCCACCACAUCAUGUUAUAAUACGGCAAAGAGGGAGAGGGAGCCUUUACUGCUCUGCCACUCUUAGGAGGAGGCUUUGCUGCUACCGCCAUCCUGCCUAGCAACAUGAAGGAAUACAUAGACCAUCGCUUCCCUCCGCCGCGGCUGGAGUACUGCUACAGCCUCAGCCUUUCCUGCCUGCUGCUGGACUAAACCUGCAGUUCAACGCUGCUGCCGCCCAGGAAUGGAUCCUAAACAAAAGGGCAGCUUGUGCAGUUAGGACAAAGGGUUGGGGACCCAAAAUAACAUUAAAACCAGAAGCACAUUUGCAGCAUCUGUCAGCACUGCAGCGUCAAUGACUUCACAGAGAUCAAGACAAAAAGGAAAAGAAGGUGGGGGGACAAAAUAAUAUACAAAAGACUCAGCAAAAUGGUCUGUUAUGUGAGUGGACGGAUUGGAUGCAGAACACAGUGCGAAGAGAGGCACGCGUGAUAAGCAGUAGGCAGAGCCGCCGCGCUGUGGGAUUUUUGACGAUGGCGAGUAAUGGCUUGCCAAACGUGUCGACGGGAGGAAACGGCAUCCUUCCGCCACGAUGAGCGGCUGCAACCCGAGAUGACAAUGCCAUGCACAAUCUGAAGACUCAAGUCUCCUGCUGGAUACACUGAGGCACGAACGCCUGUUGCAUGGAAAUGUCAGGAAAGUAGUUCCAAGAGGGUUACAUGGAGAAUGUGUCAUCUCCCUUGUAGCUCCACCAGGGGCCCUAAAUACAUCGAGCUGCCAUCUCCGAUGAGGGCCGCCCUGUUUACGAUGUGCAUCUGACUUGAUUGAAUGUGACCACCGUACAGCAGAGCAGUUUUACAUCUGCAUCAUGCAGUGGAGGCGGCGACACUGCUGUCUGAUCAAGAUGACCUGGAACGUCAAGCGGUCGCUAUUCCGAUCCCAUGCGGCUGGCUUUCUCUCCCUAGUCUCCCUGGUGGGCAUCCUCUUUUUUUGUGGCCACCAUGACUGGCUGCCAGGCAGGGUGGGCCGGAGGGAGAACCCAAUCACCUAUACAGUGCGGGGCUUCCGCUCCCAAAAGAGUGAGACCAACCACAGCACAUUGCGGAGCAUCUGGAAAGAAGCCCUUCCGGUUCCUCCCAAACCACCAGUCAAUGCCAGUGCCUACCAGGCUGAGGUCUCCCUACAGGGGGUGACAGGGCUAGAGAACUCCUUGAGUGCCAACAACAGUGUUAAUGGUGAGAAUGGAGUGGGUGGGCAACUAAUUGCAAAGCCGUUCCGCUACAUUAUAAAUGAACCUGACAAAUGCCAAGAUAGAAGGCCCUUUCUCAUUCUUCUGAUAGUGGCAGAGCCGGGCCAGGCGGAUGCCAGGAACGCCAUUCGGCAGACAUGGGGCAAUGACAGUGUGGCACAUGGCCUGGACUUCAUCCGACUGUUCCUAUUGGGUGUGGGAAAGAGCGGCAACAUGUACCAGCAGCACGCCAUCGAAGAAGAGAGCCGGCAUUACAGGGACAUCAUCCAGCAGGACUACCUGGACACCUACUAUAACCUGACCAUCAAAACUCUAAUGGGAAUGCAUUGGGUAGCCACUCACUGCCCUCAAACUGCCUAUGUAAUGAAGACUGACAGCGACAUGUUUGUGAACACUGAGUAUCUAAUCCACAAGUUGCUUAAACCUGAUGUCCCACCUAGGCAAAAUUACUUCACGGGUUACCUAAUGAGGGGCUAUGCUCCAAACCGAAACAAAGACAGUAAGUGGUACAUGCCACCCGAGCUGUACCCCAGCGAGCGGUACCCUGUGUUCUGCUCUGGGACAGGCUAUGUGUUCUCCGGGGACCUAGCUGAGAAGAUCUACCGGAUUUCACUGGGCAUACGCCGUUUGCACCUAGAGGAUGUAUAUGUAGGGAUCUGCCUGGCCAAGCUGCGCAUUGACCCUGUGCCGCCACCCAACGAGUUUGUGUUCAACCACUGGCGGGUGUCUUAUUCCAGCUGCAAAUACAGCCACCUCAUUACCUCUCACCAGUUUCAGCCUAAUGAGCUUGUCAAGUACUGGAACCACUUGCAAAGCAACAAGCACAACGCUUGCAUCAACGCAGCCAAGGAGAAGUCCGGUCGUUUCCGACACAGGAAGCUGCACUGGAGGAUGGGUCAGUGACUUUUGGGGGACGCUUCAAACAUGGCAUGUACUGAGGUCACUGUGACGUGGGUGGGACCAGCACAUCAGUAUUGUUAUGUACAGUAUUAACAGACAUUAUUUUUUAACUUUAAGAGAGAUGUUAUGUACUGUAAAGCUGUAAUUAAUGGUGGGAUGAUAUUUAAAAUGGGCAGUGAAACAAAAUUGUGCAAUACCGAGCA